Messenger RNA from Daldinia caldariorum, 1943 nucleotides. RefSeq lists its product as uncharacterized. NCBI's taxonomy places the organism in Eukaryota, Fungi, Ascomycota, Sordariomycetes, Xylariales, Hypoxylaceae. The coding region runs from base 227 to 1846 and encodes 539 amino acids. The record is from RefSeq and is a predicted model, not a curated record. The transcript is spliced from 6 exons.
GACAUAUUCAUCACCCUUCAUCACCCUUCAUCAUCAUAUUCUUUUUUAAACUCCCCUGGCCUGCUUACUCUGUACCAAACAAAAUCCUUAUCAUUCUCCCAUCUCCCACGAUAUUUAUCCUAAUUUGGCAUAUUUUAAUAUUCUCCUAAUAGAAACGAAUAGUCCGAAACGUAACAUUAACGAGGGAAUAAUUGCGGAACUAAGCUUGAAGAAGAUCUAAAUCAUUAUGAGGUGGCUUCCAACCGUCCUCUCCCUUGGCCUGGCGGCCGAUGCCGUCGUUGGUAGUAGCUGGUUUAGUAAAGCAGCAUACAACAAAUGGCAUGAGACAGAAUUAGAACGAUGGCUGUCCGACAACGAUAUUCCCUACCCGACCCCAGCUGAUCGAAAAGAUCUGGAGAACCUGAUUCGGAAGAACUGGGAUUCCUACGCCGUGUCUCCCUACAAGAACUGGGACACGGACAAGCUCACAGCAUAUCUGAAAUCGAAGGGCGUAGAGACUAAAGAGUCGGCAAAGUCAGGCAAGGACUCACUUAUCAACCAGGUAGCAAGCGCUUGGUAUGAGACGGAAGACAAGGCCCAAACGGCAUGGACCAAUGUACAAGACUGGAUUUUGGACACUUGGUCCGACAGCGCUCUAAAGGCCUUUGCCGACAAGCACGGCAUUCCAGUCCCUCAGCCACGGACUCGUGAUACCCUACUUCAAAAGGUCCGCUCUAACUACCAGACGGUAGCUAAUAAAGCUAGCGAGACUGCUGCGUACCCUGGUGAUUGGCUUUAUGACACUUGGUCUGAGUCUGACCUGAAGGAAUGGCUAGACACUCAUGGCUUUCCCGCUCCUCAAAUCACCGACCGCAACAAGCUGAUUGCUAUGGUUCGCCGCAAUUCUCGCAUUGCUUACCUGAGGGCCCAAGAUCAGAAGGCGUCUGCUCUCGCUAGCGCUAAAUCCGCAUACGCUACUCUCACUGACAAGCUUAUUGAUGCUUGGAGUGAGUCCCAGUUGAAGGAGUUCUGUGACAAGAACGGCAUCAAUGUUCCUCAAGGAACCAAGACUAACGAGCUGCGUGCCCUUAUUCGGAAACACCGCGCUGCUAUUCUUGGUGACAAUGUGUCUGCGUCCGCUUCAAGCGCUUUCGGCGCUGCUACUAGCAAGGCUGGUAACCAGUACGCCAAGGCCACCAACGAUGCCAGUCUCGCAGCUCAGGAUGCUUUCAACAAGGCCGUCAACACCUGGUCUGAAAGCCGUCUGAAGGCCUACCUGGAUGCCCGCGGAAUUCCGGUUCCCCAGGGAUCGAAGAUUGACGAACUCCGUGCCCUGGUGCGGAAGAACGCUCACAAAAUUGCUCACCCCUACAGCGCUUGGACUUGGGAUGACCUAUCUUACGAUAACCUCAGGAAGUACCUGGCCAGCAGCGGUAACGCAGCUGCGAAGAAGGUUGGCGAGAGCAGCUCUGCUACUCGAGACGAACUUGUGGAGGCUGCCCAGUCGGCUUACUCGUCCGCUUCCAGCGCUGGCGGCAACUCAUAUGCCUCUGCGACAAGCUACCUGGCCCAAGCGACUGAGGCGGCCAAGAAGAGCACUUUCGACACAUGGAGCGAGAGCGAGUUGAAGGCGUACCUGGACAGCUACGGCGUGCCCGUACCCCAAGGCUCUACUCUCAACGAACUCCGCGCCGAAGCCCGCAAGCAGUUGACGUACUUCAAGUACGGCACCUCGAGCCCAGCAGGCACCGCUUUCGCCAAGAUUGGCGAGGGUAUCAACAACGCGUAUCAGUGGGUCUUGGGACAUCUGACUGCUGGUUCCGAGAUCGCAAAGAAGAAGGCUGGUGAGAUUAAAGAGGAACUAUGAAGAGAUGAACGCGCUUCCAACUCCUAGUUAACUUCAUGUCAAGUAUGAGCGAAAGCGGAGAAAUGGGUGGAUUUCUGAGAAGUAGUCAUAAAGAUGU